AACCUCCUCUCGCUACCUACCUCCCUCCAUUCUCCCCAACGCCACUUCCUUUAUAUUAAUGACAUGUACACUUUUCCUUUCAUUUCCUUCUCUCUCUAACACACUCUCUCCUUCUUCUCUUCAUCUCUUUCUCUCUCUCUCUCUCUCUCUCUCUGUGUUCUUCUUCUCUUGGUUGGUUGGUGCUAGCCAUUCCCAUAAUUAUCUGGUGCACAGAAAAGCAAUCUCUUUGAGUCGACAGACAUAGAGAGAAGAUUAAUUAUUAUAUCGGAAACCAAAGGGGAAAACACAGAGAGAGAUUAAUAUCCACAUACACACCAUGGUUUCUGUUGCUUCUUCUGUUGAAACUCCCAAACCAGAAAUCUCUCCCAAGAUUAAUUCAGAGCCUGCGGCAGCUGCUGCAACAACUCCUCCUCCUCCUCCUCCUCCUCCCAAGAACCAGCUGCCCCAGCAAGAUGACACCAUCCAUGUCUUCAAAUCUAAAUUGCCUGACAUCCCCAUCUCCAACCAUGUUCCGCUCCACACCUAUUGCUUUGAGCGCUCUUUGGUGGAAUUCCCGGACAGACCCUGCUUGAUCGUGGGCUCCACCGGAAAGACCUACACUUUCGCAGAAACCCACCUCAUUUCCUCAAAGAUCGCUGCAGGCCUUUCUACACUUGGAAUCAAAAAAGGAGAUGUUAUCAUGAUCCUUCUCCAAAACUGCGCCGAGUUCGUCUUCGCAUUCAUGGGAGCUUCUAUAAUCGGAGCCGUCUCCACCACCGCAAACCCCUUCUACACGGUGCCCGAGAUUUUCAAGCAGUUCAACGCCUCCAAAUCGAAACUCAUCAUCACUCAAUCUCAGUACGUCGACAAGCUCCGAGAACCGGGCGGCGGCCAAUACCCCAAACUCGGCCAAGAUUUUAAGGUCAUCACCAUCGACGACCCUCCCGAGAAUUGUCUAGACUUCUCGGUGAUUUCCGACGCCAACGAGAACGAAUUUCCGGAGGUUGUUAUCGACGCGGAAGACCCGGUGGCCCUGCCCUUCUCAUCGGGAACAACGGGGCUUCCGAAAGGGGUUGUUCUGACACACAAGAGCUUAAUAACCAGCGUGGCCCAACAAGUGGACGGGGAUAAUCCCAACCUGUACUUGACGGAGGAGGAUGUGGUGCUGUGCGUGUUGCCAAUGUUUCACAUAUUCUCAUUGAACAGCGUGCUGUUGAACUCCCUCAGAGUUGGUGCAGCGGUUUUGAUAAUGCACAAGUUUGAGAUAGGAGCUCUGUUGGAGCUGAUACAGAGGCACAGGGUCUCGGUGGCGGCGGUGGUUCCGCCUCUGGUUCUUGCGCUGGCGAAGAAUCCGAUGGUUGACAAGUUCGAUCUCAGCUCCAUCCGACUGGUGUUAUCGGGGGCCGCACCUCUCGGGAAGGAGCUGGAGGAGGCACUGCGGAACAGGGUUCCUCAGGCAGUUCUUGGCCAGGGAUACGGGAUGACAGAGGCAGGGCCAGUGCUAUCAAUGUGCUUAGGAUUCGCGAAGCAGCCAUUCCCAACCAAGUCCGGGUCAUGUGGGACUGUGGUUAGAAACGCAGAGCUCAAAGUGGUCGACCCUGAAUCCGGUUGCUCCCUUGGCUAUAACCAACCCGGAGAAAUUUGCAUCCGCGGUUCUCAGAUUAUGAAAGGAUAUCUGAACGACGGUGAGGCCACGGCUAACACAAUAGACGAAGAUGGUUGGCUUCACACCGGAGAUAUUGGUUACGUGGACGAUGACGAUGAGAUUUUCAUUGUGGACAGAGUCAAGGAGAUCAUCAAAUUCAAAGGCUUCCAGGUUCCACCGGCUGAGCUGGAGGCCCUGCUCGUUGGGCACCCCUCAAUUGCAGAUGCUGCUGUGGUCCCGCAAAAAGAUGAAGUUGCCGGUGAGGUUCCAGUUGCAUUUGUGGUUCGAUCCACAAAUGGUGUAGAACUUACCGAAGAAGCUGUCAAGGAAUUCAUAUCAAAACAGGUGGUGUUCUACAAGAGACUCCACAAGGUCUACUUUGUUCAUGCAGUUCCAAAGUCUCCUUCCGGAAAGAUUUUAAGAAAAGAUCUGAGAGCCAAGCUAGCCACCGCUUCCCCUUCUGCCUGAAAAAUUUUUAUUAAUAUUAUCAUUAAUAUUAAUAAUAAUUUCAAAUCACAUAAAGCAUGCGUCUUGAUUUGUCCUUGAUGUAUUAAUUUAUCUCCAUAUGUAAAACAUAAAAUUGAUUGGCCGUGAAUUCAAAUGAAACGAAGGUGAUAAAAUAUUGAAUCCCUCAUCAUAAAUCA
Messenger RNA from Ziziphus jujuba (common jujube), 2268 nucleotides. Its product is annotated as 4-coumarate--CoA ligase 2. The transcript has 6 exons. Gene Ontology annotation, molecular function: 4-coumarate-CoA ligase activity. The record is from RefSeq and is a predicted model, not a curated record. The coding region runs from base 317 to 2092 and encodes 591 amino acids. NCBI's taxonomy places the organism in Eukaryota, Viridiplantae, Streptophyta, Magnoliopsida, Rosales, Rhamnaceae.